Aspergillus japonicus CBS 114.51 is the source of this 360-nucleotide messenger RNA. RefSeq names its product 60S ribosomal protein eL22. Gene Ontology annotation, cellular component: ribosome. NCBI's taxonomy places the organism in Eukaryota, Fungi, Ascomycota, Eurotiomycetes, Eurotiales, Aspergillaceae. The record is from RefSeq and is a predicted model, not a curated record. The annotation marks the transcript as partial. Gene Ontology annotation, molecular function: structural constituent of ribosome; RNA binding. The transcript is spliced from 3 exons. Gene Ontology annotation, biological process: cytoplasmic translation.
GCUCGUGGUCGCAAGGCCCAGAAGGUCACCCAGAAGUAUGUCAUCAACGCUUCCCAGCCCGUGAGCGACAAGAUCUUCGACCUCUCUGCUUUCGAGAAGUUCCUCCACGACCGCAUCAAGGUCGAGGGCCGUGUCGGCAACCUCGGCGACAAGGUCGUCAUCUCCCAGGCUGGUGAGGGCAAGAUCGAGGUUGUUGCCCACAUCCCCUUCUCUGGCCGCUACCUUAAGUACCUCACCAAGAAGUACCUCAAGAAGCAGCAGCUCCGUGACUGGCUCCGCGUCGUCUCCACCUCCAAGGGUGUCUACGAGCUCCGCUUCUACAACGUCGUCAACGACGAGGGUGAGGAGGAUGAGGAGUAA